This is a messenger RNA of Ostrea edulis (European flat oyster), 3161 nucleotides long. RefSeq lists its product as uncharacterized. The record is from RefSeq and is a predicted model, not a curated record. The transcript is spliced from 8 exons. The coding region runs from base 103 to 2517 and encodes 804 amino acids. NCBI's taxonomy places the organism in Eukaryota, Metazoa, Mollusca, Bivalvia, Ostreida, Ostreidae.
AAACACCCAUUCAUUGCCAUUCGCGGGUCGAUAUAGAUUGCUACUACACACAAAAUCUUUAUUUUUCUACCAGGAAAGUUGCUCUUUCUUCCCAGCAUUGGCAUGGGGUUUAUCAUUUUUGCAUUGUCGUUUCUCCACGCUGUAAUUUCUACAUACGGGCAUUGUUGUCUUUCUUGGUCCAGAAACGAAGCCUUCACGGACAAAUAUCGUCAUUCGCUAAGCACCAAGAACUCCUCCAGUACAUGCACGCUCCGAGAAUGUGCGUCUCUGUGUAUGUCCAGUCCGGACUGUAGCUCACUAGGCUACAACGAGGGAAGUUGUCUCUGCUUCGUGUAUGACAAACCAACCACAUCUAUAACAGCGAGUUAUCUGGAUAUGUUAGGAUGGCAGCACUUCGAUAUACAUCAAGAAAGGGAAACUGAAACUGAAUUCUGCACGUUUGACUAUGAAUAUGACGGAUCCAAUAUCGAAUAUAAAGAAGUGCAAAGUUUACCAGAUAACAAAGGAUCACAUUUUGUCGUCGCGUUUAUGGAAAAUAGCCAGAAAUCGUUACCAGUAGAACUGUUCAUAACUACCGCCAAGCCUUACGAUGUCAAGGUCACAGUUACAUCUCCCAAAUGGAAUUCGCCUUCCGUUUUCGAAUCUUUCACGAUAGCGUCUGGUCAGACAAAACAAAUACUCAUAAGUAAUGAUUUUCGUAUGUAUGGAACUGGCAAGAGUGAGAAAGCACUGAGUGUGUCUGCUACUGAUGAAGUCAUUGUAUACGGCGUGAAUAAAGAGGUUUACUCGACCGACGCGUUCCUCGCUUUGCCAACUGACGUCAUAGGGUCUGAGUAUUACACAGUAUCGUAUUUUCCAUCUAGCUAUCACACGGAGAUUUUGGUUGUAGGUGUAAUCGCCGAUACUUCAGUAGAGAUAAAUCUAAAAUUGAGUGAUUCUUCAAAGGUUGAAUUGAAGAGGAAGCGGUAUGGUAAUGGUGACGUCAUUAAGCUUGAUAUCGAUCCUUACGACACUGUUCAGAUACAAGCCACAGCGGAUAUAUCCGGGACGUGGAUAACAUCAACUCGUCCUAUCGUAGUGUACAGCGGAAACAGGCGGACCAAUGUAGGGACUGGACGAAGCAUGGACCACCUGGUCCAACAGAUGACCCCGACCAACACCUGGGGCAAACGAUUCAUUACCUUACCUAUCCCAACUCGAACUACGGGCGACUUCUUUAGGUUUGUAGCCAGUGAAAACGACACGACUGUCCAUACUAUAGGCUUUGACUAUCAGUUGAAUGAAAAUGUAUCUUAUACACUGAAUCUUACUAAUGCAGGCGAUUUUACAGAAAGAUAUCACUCUUCUUAUUUCUACGGUCUGGUUACAUCAUCGAAGCCUAUCAUGUUAGUACAGAUAGUGUCCAGCCAGGUCAGAGAGAUGGCGGAUCCCGCCAUGACUCUUAUCCCACCAAUAGAACAGUUCAGUUCCGAGUACGUAUUCACCACACCUAAAUACUCUCUCGGCGAGUACACAAACUUUUUCAUAUUUGUCGUGCACUCAAAAGACAGGACUGGGCUACAACUGAACGGCGUCAACUUACCAGCGACUCAAGUUUACACAAAGAUCACGGGUACAGAGUAUCUGGCCUCAUACGUCGUGGUGCCAACCGGUUCCCACUCGUUUCGUCACACGUCACCUAUUGUUGUGUUUGGCGGUUAUAUCUAUGGACUGGCUCGGUUCGAAUCUUAUGGGUUCCCGGCUGGAAUGCGGUUAUCUCCCAUUAACACGCCCUGCAAUAUGACCCCUGGAAAUAUUCCGGAUGGUAUAGAUAAUGACUGCGAUGGACUGAUCGAUGAAGAAAUAUGUGACAAUAACUCAGAUGACGAUGCUGAUGGAAUGUUGGACGAGGAUUGUGCCAAGCCGCCAGCGAUUGACGGCCAGUGGAACUUUUGGACGUCUUGGUCAGAGUGUCAAUCGUCUUGUGGAAAUGAGGCAUCUGCAAUUACCGGAGCGUCCUUUCGUUCCCGUGUUUGUGACAACCCCAGUCCACAGCAUGAAGGCUUGCGUUGCCCCGGAAGUCCGCUGGAGCUAGUUCACUGUACACCCAGUGAUCUCUGUGGUUGCUGUCCAUCAGAUUUCCAUUGUGCUUCAAGCAACAUGACGAUACUGUGCUACCGGAUACAUAAUACGUCUUCUAAAAUCUCGGAAGUGAAAGGAGAAUGUGAGGCGGCAAACUACAACCUGUUAAAACUGGAUACCUACGAGAAAGUCUCUCUAUUCGACAAUUCUACUGAUGAUACUAUGGGUUCCGGUUCCGGUUACCUCAUCCAAGGAGAGCGAACGAAAGAUGGCGGUGAAUGGCUGUACAAAGACGGGUCAAAGGUGAACAGCUAUUACACACAAUGGAGUAGUCAAUCGAACCCGACGUCAAAUAACAAUAAGAAGGAAUACAUUGUUCUCCUGCCUCACAGUAACUACACGUGGUCUAACAUGGUGGGGAGGGACAUGGUGUCGGGCUACAUUUGUCAAGCAUAGCUAAAGUCCAGAAAUAUAAUAUCGCACAUGCGCACAAUUUCAGAAGUCCAAUUGUAUCAAGCCAGUAUUUUGUAAACCUUCAUCUUUGUUUGAAAAUUAAAUUCAUAUCAAAGUCAACGUAUAUUCAAUACAUAUAUUAGAUUCCAAACUUCGUGCGAAAAUCUUGCUAGAGAUAGUUUCAUACAUGGAUAACGAAUUGAAUGUCUCCGUGGUAUUUGAAUGUAUCUGUGGUAAUUAAAUGUCUUUGUUGUAUUUGAAUGUAUCUGUGUUAAUUAAAUGUCUCUGUGGUAGUUGAAAAAGAGAAGAAACAUUGUAGACCGCCGUAAAGACUCCUUUUCACCACCUCAAAAUGUAUAACUGAGAUUGAGUUAUUCUCUCAUGUAUAACUGAGAUUGAGUUAUUUUUUCUCAUGUAUAACUGAGAUUGAGUUAUUUUCUCUCAUGUAUAACUGAGAUUGAGUUAUUCUCUAAUGUACAACUGAGAUUGAGUUAUUUUCUCUCAUGUAUAACUGAUAUUGAGUUAUUUUUUCUCAUGUAUAACUGAGAUUGAGUUAUUUUCUCUCAUGUAUAACUGAGAUUUAGUUACUUUCUCUUAUGUAUAACUGAGAUUGAGUUAUUUUCUCUAAUGCAUAACUGAGAUUGAGU